This is a messenger RNA of Sorex fumeus (smoky shrew), 2246 nucleotides long. RefSeq names its product TBC1 domain family member 14 (gene TBC1D14). NCBI's taxonomy places the organism in Eukaryota, Metazoa, Chordata, Mammalia, Eulipotyphla, Soricidae. The record is from RefSeq and is a predicted model, not a curated record. Bases 164 to 2227 code for a protein of 687 amino acids. The transcript has 15 exons.
CGGGCUGCUGGUGCCCGCGGGCGGCUCGCGCCCACCUGCUCGCCGAGUCCGCUGCGCCCCGCUCUCGGCCGCGCAAGUCGCGGGUCCCCGGGCCCGGGCUGGGGCUCGCGGGCCCCGAGGAUGGCGUCCGGACCGCGCUGACUCCGUUUCUCCUGGGAACAAGAUGAGUGAUGGAGCCCUGGGCCCCUCCACACAUGGCGCAGCCGUGAUGGGCGUGGUGGAUGGCCACCCGGGACGGCCCACACAGAGCCUGCACCCUGCGACGCUCAAGGCGCCCGAGCAAGGCCCCGGGUGGGCAGCUGGUGGCCUGGAGGACCGGCACAGCCUUUACUCGGCGGACUCGGGCAUCCCCACGCUCGAGAUCAGUGACCCCGAGCCUGUGCCCUGUGGCCUGGGCCUCGUCCGGAGGGCGGAGGCGCCAGCACUCACGCGCAGCUGCCAGAGCGAGUGCCCGCUGCCACCCUGCAUGCCCGAAGCGCCCGGCGGUGCCCCCGAGCCAGCCGCGCGCAAGGCCUCCACGUUCCCCAGGACAGGCUACGACUCGGGCCGGCCCUACAGCCCUGGCGCCCGCACCGCCCGCAGCAGUGACCAUGGCUCGCUGUGCAGCGCAUCCAGCCUGGGCACCGAGCUGUCAGCCAGCAACGAGGACAUUCUGGACCUCAUGGUCACCAGCAGCUCCAGUGCCAUCGUCACCCUGGAGAACGACGAUGAGGACCCACGGUUCACCGACGUCACCCUGAGCUCGCUCAGGGCCGCACCCGGGGCACUGUGGGCGCCCAUGCAGGAGGACCGGAUGGAUGGAGCGGACGGAGCGGACGAGGGGAGCAAGCGGGGCCUGCUGGGCUCCGUCGGCAGCUUUUUGUCCAGGAACUUGCUUGCUAGAAAACAAAAUGCAAGACUUGGCAAACAGAGUGACUUGGGAUGGAAGUUACUUGGAAAAGUGUCACUGCGAGAGACUGCUCAGAAAGAGUCCAGGAAAACGCAGAAGGAAUGUGAAGACAAGGCUGGCCACCGCAGCAGGCCCCCGUCCCCCCGGCAGAGCGUGCGCAGGACCCUGGACUUGGAGCCGCUGUCCACCACAGCGCUCAUCCUAGAGCACAGGCCAGCAAACCUACCGGCAAAGCCUGCAGAGGAGGCGGAGAAGCACCAGCAGCAGUAUGAGGAGAUGGUGGUCCAGGCCAAGAAGCGAGAGCUGCGCGAGGCCCAGCGGCGGCGGAAGCAGCUGGAGGAGCGGUGCCGGCUGGAGGAGAACAUCGGCAACGCCGUGCUCACGUGGAACAAUGAGAUCCUGCCUCACUGGGAGACCAUGUGGUGCUCUCGGAAAGUGCGAGACCUCUGGUGGCAGGGCAUCCCUCCCAGCGUGCGGGGCCGGGUCUGGCGCCUGGCCAUCGGCAACGAGCUGAACAUCACCCACGAGCUCUUCAACAUCUGCCUGGCCCGAGCCAAGGAGAGGUGGCGGUCCUUCAGCGCGGGCGGCUCUGAGGCGGAAAGCGAAGAUGCCGGGUUUUCAGCCGCAGACAGAGAGGCCAGUCUCGAGCUCAUUAAACUGGACAUUUCCAGAACAUUCCCUAGUCUCUGCAUUUUCCAGCAAGGCGGCCCCUACCACGACCCCCUGCACAGCGUCCUGGGUGCCUACACCUGCUACCGGCCCGAUGUUGGUUACGUGCAGGGCAUGUCCUUCAUCGCAGCCGUGCUGAUCCUCAACCUGGACACUGCAGACGCUUUCGUCGCCUUCUCAAACCUCCUCAACAAGCCCUGCCAGAUGGCCUUCUUCCGAGUGGACCACAGCCUGAUGCUGACUUACUUUGCUGCUUUUGAGAUAUUCUUUGAAGAGAAUUUGCCGAAGCUGUUUGCUCACUUCAAGAAAAACAACCUAACUCCAGACAUCUACCUGAUCGACUGGAUCUUCACCCUGUACAGCAAGUCUCUGCCGCUGGACCUGGCCUGCCGCGUGUGGGACGUGUUCUGCCGCGACGGGGAGGAGUUCCUGUUCCGCACGGCGCUGGGCAUCCUGCGGCUCUUUGAGGACAUCCUGGCCAGCAUGGACUUCAUCCACAUGGCGCAGUUCCUCACCCGGCUGCCCGACGACCUCCUGGCUGAGGAGGUCUUCGCGUCUAUCGCCACCGUGCAGAUGCAGAGUCGGAACAAAAAGUGGGCGCAGGUGCUGACUGCCCUGCAGAAGGACAGCCGGGAGCUGGAGCGGGGCAGCCCGUGUCUCCGGCACUGACCACCGGGCCUGUGCCAGC